GAAUAGCUGACGACCAGUGUAAAGGAAUAAGCAGUUGUGUGUUUAUUAUAGGAAUAGCUGAUGACCAGUGUAAAGCAGCAGAGAGUAAAGACAAUGAAAAUGAGAAAACUGAUAAACCAGACAAAAAAAAGAACAGGACCAAGAAAAGCAACACCGUUGAGCAGAAUGUGAAGGCCUUGAAUUUAAACAAAUUUGAUUUGGAGUUUGAGGUGGACCCUUUGUUUCACAAAAUGACUGCACAGUUUGAUGAAGGAGGGACAAGUGGGUUGCUGAUGAACAGCCUGUUUUGUCGUGAUGAUGAUUGUGAAUUGCUUUUAGACUCAAAAUCUAUAAUGUAUGGGAAGAACGUAUCACAACCAUCCUCGGAACGUCUUGUUGAAUAUGUUGACAUCACAGAAUUUAAAG
Messenger RNA from Limulus polyphemus (Atlantic horseshoe crab), 405 nucleotides. Its product is annotated as condensin complex subunit 2-like. Gene Ontology annotation, molecular function: chromatin binding. NCBI's taxonomy places the organism in Eukaryota, Metazoa, Arthropoda, Merostomata, Xiphosura, Limulidae. The transcript is spliced from 4 exons. Gene Ontology annotation, cellular component: condensin complex. Gene Ontology annotation, biological process: mitotic chromosome condensation. The record is from RefSeq and is a predicted model, not a curated record. The annotation marks the transcript as partial.